AUGUCAGUCUUAGAUUCCAAUGGCAUUACGGAGGAGGACGCUGCUGAAGCGUCGAAUCGCUGGGUGCGUCUGAACGUUGGUGGCCGCAUUUUCCUUACCACCAGACAGACAUUGUGCCGAGAGCCGAAGUCGUUUUUCUACCGGCUAUGUCAGGAAGAAUUUCCUUCAGACAAAGAUUUGUGUGGAGCGUAUAUGAUCGACCGAGAUCCCGACUACUUCGCACCGGUACUCAACUACUUACGCCAUGGCAAGUUGGUGCUUAAUCGAAAUAUUGCUGAGGAAGGUGUGCUAGAAGAGGCGGAGUUCUAUAAUCUAGUUGGCUUGAUACAGCUGUGCAAGGAAAGAAUCGCGCUGAGAGAUGGAAUAGCCUCAAAACUGGUAUCCAUUAGAUCUCCUCUCGUUUACACGAAUAGUCAGGAAUCAGAGUACCUCUGUAUCGUUUCGAAGGAAUAUCCAGAGCAGGUGCCUCCCGGUUUUCGAGACCGAGAAGAUUCCGACCGCGCCAAAAUCUUGCAGCAGAAAGCGAGACGCAUGUAG
Messenger RNA from Soboliphyme baturini, 537 nucleotides. NCBI's taxonomy places the organism in Eukaryota, Metazoa, Nematoda, Enoplea, Dioctophymatida, Soboliphymatidae. The record is from the annotation of a GenBank genome assembly.